This is a messenger RNA of Brachypodium distachyon (stiff brome), 411 nucleotides long. Its product is annotated as E3 ubiquitin-protein ligase EL5-like. Lineage: Eukaryota; Viridiplantae; Streptophyta; Magnoliopsida; Poales; Poaceae. The transcript is spliced from 2 exons. Bases 1 to 411 code for a protein of 136 amino acids. The record is from RefSeq and is a predicted model, not a curated record.
AUGGCUGCCGCCGCACGGGCAGCUUCGCACGUGGUGCCUCGUGACAUCAACGUCCUCGUCGUCUUUCCUCAUCUACUUCUACCUCUGGCGAUUCUUCUCGCGCAAGGGUGGGCUGCGGAGCCGGAGUUCACCGACGCGUCGUACUCGCCCCCGGCUGUGUCGCCCAGGCCCAAGGCCCGGAACAGGCAGGAGCUGGAGCGGGCCAUCACAGCAUUGCCCGCAUUCGUCCACUGCUCCGAUAACGGUCACGGCGCCGUGGUUCAGGCGGUGGAGUGCGCGAUAUGUAUCGCGGAGUUCAGCGACGGCGAGGAGGGCCGGCUCCUGCCGCGGUGCGGGGCUGCUGCUCCGGCACCGGUCGUUCCACGCGAGAAAAGGGAAGAAAAGAUUGGCAACACCUACACACUAUGCUGA